CAGAUGGUGAGAGAUGAGAAUCUUAAGUUCAUGAAGAACAGGGACGUCUACAACAGCGACUACUUCAACUUCACGCUCUCCCUGGCCUCCGUCAACGCAACGAAGCUGAAGCAUGCGGACUACCAGCCCAUGGCCAAAGAGAGUCUUCAGCUGGCGGUUCACUUCCUCUUUCACACCUACCUGCACACCAAAAAGAAACUCCGCGUGGACACAGAGGAGUGGAUGGCCACAGUGGAGGUUUUGCUGACUAAGAGCAGCGAAGCCUGUCAGUGGAUGGCGCAGUACCUGGUGGGGCCGGAGGGACGAGAGAUCACCAGGGUCUGUCUGUUGGAGUGCAGUGUGAGGGAGGUGAGGGUGGUGUUCGCCUCCAUCCUUGAGAAGACUCUGGAGUGCUCACUUCACUUUGGAGACCCGGGAGCGGACAACUUAAUGGACACUCUGCUCUCCUUAUUGGACAAAGACGUUCCUGAGAAUGUGAAGAACUGCGCUCAGUACUUUGGUCUCUUCAGUAACUUCGCUCAGAGGGGAUGCGGUCCUUGUCAGCUGUUGUUGAAACACUCAGCUUACCGCCGGAUGCUCAUCUUCCUGCUGGGACCCAACAGGCAAAACAACCAGAACCGGCGCUGGAGUCCCGCUCAGGCUCGGGAGUUUCUUCACCUCCACAACACGCUGGCCUUCAUCACACUACACUCUGACCUCGACCCCCAGCGGACGCAUCCUCCAGAAGGCUCUAAGCUGCGUGUGAGCUGCAUCCCGUCCUCGACCCAGCUGCUGCCCCUCAACGCCGACAUCCAGGCCUCUCUCUUCACUCCAGAGGGCCAGCCUUACCUUCUCGAGGUGAUGUUUGCCAUGCGGGAGCUGUCCGGGCCGCUGUCCCUCCUGAUCGAGAUGGUGACCUACAUUUCGUACUGUAACGAGCCUUUCUCCCUGGGUGUGCUGCAGCUGCUAAAGUCCCAGCUGGAGACUGCCCCCCCUCAUGAACUGAAGAACGUUUUCCAGAUGCUGCAGGAGCUACUGGUAAUGGAAGACCCUCUGCAAACCCAGAGACUCAAGUAUGCAUUUGAGUCAGAGAAAGGCCUUUUAGCUUUGAUGCACCAGAGCAACAACGUGGACAGCCGACGCUGCUACCAGUGUGUGAAGUUCCUGGUCACAUUAGCCCAGAAGUGUGCUCCAGCCAAAGAUUACUUCAAGGACUUGUCUGGUCACUGGAGCUGGGCGGUGCAGUGGCUGCAGAAAAAGAUGACUGAGCAUUACUGGACUCCACAGAGCAACGUCUCCAACGAGACAUCCACUAACAAAACCUUCCAGCGCACUAUCUCUGCACAGGACACCUUGGCCUAUGCCACGGCGUUGUUAAACGAGAAGGAGCAGUCCGGCAGCAGCAACGGCUCAGACGGCAGCCCGGCAAACGAAAACGCCGACCGCAGCCUCCGACAGGGGUCAGAGUCUCCCAUGAUGCUCGGCGAUUCGAAGAGCGAUCUAGAAGACGUGGACCCGUAGCUCGGCCCCCCCGCAGGAGAGGCCCUCCGAUGGAGAGGUGGCACAGCUCCGGGCAGCCGACUGAAAGGGCUGCACUUUGCCUCUGAUUGGUCGGGACAUUUGGGACUCCAACCACAAGCCAAUCGGAACACUUAUUCUCUUGGUCGCUACAGCAACGAAGGAGCUAUGAAUAAAUCAUGAAUUACUUCCUUUCAGAGCAGCCAAGGCGACGAUGGAGAUGCAUUAUCUUUAAGGGCAGCAGAGUUGAUUAUGGGGGAAAGUAGAAAAAGAAAAAACCUUCCUCGGUCACGCGGAUGACUUCAGUUUAUCCUUUUAUUCAUUCAUUCACUCAGAAUGACAGCAAGGUGGAGGAUGGGUUUGGGUUGUGUUUUAACAAUUUUCUGCUCAUAUUUGCCAAUGUAUCUACAUAGACAUAUUCAUAUUGUAAAGAUUUGUUCCAUAGAUGUACUUUCCAGUGUAAGAUAAUAUUUUAAAGUCUCCUGUGCUCUUCUCCACAGCCAUGCAAUUUGCGAAAGGUCACGUUAGCGGCUCUAGAGGAACGUACAGACGUACAGUAACCCCUCUAC
Notothenia coriiceps (black rockcod) is the source of this 2066-nucleotide messenger RNA. RefSeq names its product ubiquitin carboxyl-terminal hydrolase 24-like. NCBI's taxonomy places the organism in Eukaryota, Metazoa, Chordata, Actinopteri, Perciformes, Nototheniidae. The transcript has 15 exons. The record is from RefSeq and is a predicted model, not a curated record. The coding region runs from base 4 to 1500 and encodes 498 amino acids.